AUGACAGAUGAUCGUCCCCAAUACGCCUCGCUCCACUCCAUUCUCUUCGGCCCGCAUCUCUUAGUCGGACUUACGGACGGCGAUCGCGAACUCAUCCCGGGCUUUGACCCAUCACACCCUGCCACGUGGAUCCGCCCUGUGGACCCUGAGACGCUCGACCAGCAGCUGAUCUCGCUGUCGCUGUUCGCACCGCCACGUCAGACGCCACAUCAGCUGCCACGUCAGCAGGGCCGGGACGGCAACGAGAGUGCCAGUAGCAGUGAUGAGAGCACUGAGCAGUACGUUGUCUGGCGCCGGAGCAAUGAGACGCAGCCAAUGGCAGGUGGCACACGUGGCAGUCCGUUAUUGGCUGUGCUGAUACGUGGCAGGCCAGGAGAGGGCACAGAGGAGGCCAUGUCAGCAACGUUGAGGGUGAGAGGGCCUGUGGAAAAGAGGGGAGGGGACAUUGGCAAGGAGGAGGAGGAAGAGUGGCGGUGGGACAGUGGGGGUUUGGCUGCUCUGAUUGGCCGGGAGAUCUCCUUUGAGUUGCUUGAGAUUCCUGGAAGCUUCCUGGCCGUGGAUUGGUGUGGUGGUGGCGGUGUGGGGCGGGGGGAGGGGGAGAGGGGCGAGGGAGUAGCAGCAGGGUCGGAGUCAGGCGGGGAGACGUGGAGGCUAGUGUGGCGGACGAGGGGUGAGAUGGACGCAUGCCGGACUGACAUGCUGCAGAGAGGCAAGGCUGAGUCGACUGGAGACAUUGGUGCAUGCCAGGCUGGGCGGGCUGCUGUGUUCCGACUCAUUGCCGGGGAGGAGGAGGGCAGUCAGGAAGUGUUGCAGCUGGAAGGGUUGAGGCUGGAGCUGGCAGACUGCCCUGAGUGGGUUGUUUCUCUGGACACUGGCAGCAGCAGCAGCAGCAGCAGCAGCAGCAGCAGCAGCAGCAGCAGCAGCAGCAGCAGCAGCAGCAGCAGCAGCAGCCUUGGUAGUGGCAGUAGUAGCAGUGGCAGCACAGCAGGCAGUCUGGUGGUUCAGCUCUCAGGGGAAGCACCCUCUUCUCCCCCAUCAUCUCCUAACGCGCUGCUCUUCUCGGUCCACCGGGGCCUGGCAGCAGGCAGCGCCAUGAGCUUCAUUGCAAGGGGAGCCAAACGGGAUUUCCUGCUGCAGCCGAUUUCAGAGCUCAGAGACGAGCGCUACACCUCCUACUUCAAUGUCUCCACUGCCCCGCCACCCGCUCCGCCCUCUCCCUCUCCUCCCUCUCCUCCCUCUCCUCCCUCUCCUGCUCCGGCCCCCUCAUUCUGA
Molecule: messenger RNA, 1272 nt
Organism: Closterium sp. Yama58-4
Lineage: Eukaryota; Viridiplantae; Streptophyta; Zygnematophyceae; Desmidiales; Closteriaceae
Source: the annotation of a GenBank genome assembly